This is a messenger RNA of Pocillopora verrucosa, 653 nucleotides long. NCBI's taxonomy places the organism in Eukaryota, Metazoa, Cnidaria, Anthozoa, Scleractinia, Pocilloporidae. The record is from RefSeq and is a predicted model, not a curated record.
CACAUAUUUGUUGAAGAUAGGUGAGAGUAGAAGGACGAGCAAAGAACGGUGAACGAGUUCUUGAUCGUCAAAAUGGGAUCGCUGUUCCUAAAAUUUGUCUACAUUCUGACUGCAAUGAGCAUUGCUGCAGAUUUUAUGCAUCUCGGUAGCACUUGGUUCAACGCGGGACAACAUGACGGCGAGAUAAGUGUCCAGUCUUCCUCCCUAUUUCUCCCUGGGGCGAGUGGCGCGCCGAUUUGGCCGUGGGUAGGGAGAUAUUUGUCAAAGAGUGCAAUCAAAGCUGCUAAGAAAAGGGCCAAGAACCAAGCCAAAAAGGCCGGAAGGAGCAGAAAUAAAUCGAGAAAGAGUUCAGGGGGUGCAGAACACACCAAAAAUGCUCGGAAAAGUACCUCGAAUAAGCACCAAAAAGGACAGGCUAGAAAGAACAGGGACCGACAACGCGCCAAGGGAAAUCGUAGAGGAUAAACCAUUUAUUACUGAAUUGUUAGUUGUUGAACUUGGACUCACUUUACUCAACUUCCUCUUUGUAAUCAAGAAAAUAUUAGGCGACAUCUAACUACGGCAGGGCUCUGUGACAAACUGGUACACAUGCGUUGCUUCAAAAAAUUAGUUGUUACGAUCAUGCUUUCGAUGGAGGGGCGCCUUAUUCGAUU